AUGGAAUGGGUUAAUAUGCGAGUGAACAUCGAUGGUCGACAGUUACACGAUCUUUGCUUUGCUGAUGACAUCGUGCUUAGAACACCAAAAAUUUGCAAAGCGGAACGUAUGCUUGCCGACUUUGGUAGAGCCUGUGGAAUGAUUGGUCUUCAACUAAAUCUCACAAAAACGAUGUCCAUGAGUAAGGGAUCGGUUUCGUACGCCCUAUUCACGCUCAACGUACCGAAUAUCUCCGAAUGCUCCAGUUAUGUUAAUCUUGGUCGGGAAAUCAAUAUGAUGAACGAUUUAGCUCCAGAGCUGAAGAAAAGGAAACGAACGGCUUAG
Molecule: messenger RNA, 324 nt
Organism: Angiostrongylus costaricensis
Lineage: Eukaryota; Metazoa; Nematoda; Chromadorea; Rhabditida; Metastrongylidae
Source: the annotation of a GenBank genome assembly